UUUUUUUUUUCACUUUUGCUUAGUAUAUUCGUGGUUUGAUUCUGACACGAUCGGUGACUUUGCCAUAUAUGACAUCCUUCACACACACGAGAGGUAGAAAAAUGAAAAACCUCCGUGGACUUUUGUUGGCCUUCCUAAUUUUGUCUUUUGGCAUUUCCGAUUUUCCUCAAGCACAAGAUCAACAAGGAUUCAUCAGCUUGGAUUGCGGAUUGCAAGCCAAUGAGUCUCCUUAUACUGAACCAAUGACAAAAUUAACAUUCAGAUCCGACGCCGAUUUCAUCAAAAGUGGAAAAAGCGGCAAGAUUCAAAAUGUUCCGGGUAUGGAGUAUAUAAAGCCAUACACGGUUUUGAGAUAUUUUCCGGAUGGAGUACGAAACUGCUAUACUCUUAGCGUCGUACAAGACACAAACUAUCUGAUCGUAGCCAUGUUUAAUUAUGGAAACUACGAUAAUCUUAAUAGACACCCAAAGUUCGAUCUUUAUCUAGGUCCAAAUAUAUGGACCACCGUCGAUUUGCAAAGACAUGUAAACGGAACAAGGGCGGAAAUCAUUCAUGUACCAAGGUCAACUUCUUUGCAAAUUUGUCUUGUUAAGACGGGAACAACUACGCCGCUAAUAUCAGCUUUAGAACUACGACCAUUGAGAAAUGGUACUUAUAUUCCUCAAUCUGGCUCCCUCAAGAAAUUGUUCCGCGUCUAUUUGACUGAUUCCAAAGACAUUGUUCGGUACCCAGAAGAUGUCCAUGAUCGUCUUUGGAGUCCAUUCUUCAUGCCGGAAUGGAAAUUGCUAAGAACAAGUCUCACAGUCAACACUUCUGAUGAUAACGGCUAUGACAUACCAGAAGAUGUAGUGGUUACGGCAGCCACACCUGCAAAUGUGAGUUCACCAUUAACCAUUUCUUGGAAUUUGGAAACACCUGACGACUUAGUUUAUGCAUACCUUCACACCGCCGAGAUCCAAUCCUUAAGGGACAAUGAUACCAGGGAAUUCAACAUUAGCGCAGGUCAUGAUGUUAACUACGGACCUGUUAGUCCUGACGAGUUUCUAGUUGGUACUCUAUACAACACAUCACCAGUUAAAUGUGAAGGAGUGACAUGCCAUUUGCAACUAAUAAGAACUCUGAAAUCAACUCUCCCUCCCCUCCUUAAUGCUAUUGAGGCUUUUAUAACACUGGAGUUUCCGCAGUCCGAAACUAAUGCAAAUGAGGUCAUUGCUAUCAAGAGCAUAGAAAAAAGCUAUCAAUUAAGUAGAAUUAGUUGGCAAGGAGAUCCAUGUGUUCCUCAACAAUUCUUGUGGGAUGGUCUUACCUGCGAGUACACCAAUAUGUCUACACCACCAAGAAUUCAUUCCUUAGACUUGUCCUCAAGUGAACUAACUGGAAUUAUAGUUCCUGAGAUCCAAAAUCUUACGGAGCUUCAAAAACUGGACUUGUCAAAUAAUAAUUUAACAGGUGCAGUACCUGAAUUUCUAGCCAAAAUGAAAUCAUUGUUAGUCAUAAACUUAAGCAAAAACAAUCUUAGUGGUUCAGUCCCUCAAGCCCUUCUUGAUAAAGUGAAAAAUGGGUUGAAAUUGAAGUAAGAUCUUCUCAAUUAUAUAUUUGUCAUUCAAUAGUUGAUUGUCAUUGAGAUCUGAUGUCUUAAUUUGUAUUAUGUCUUCACUAACACUUAAUUAGCUUGUUUACAAUAUUAGCAUUGAAGGAAAUCCAAACCUUUGUUCUUCCAGUUCAUGCAACAAAAAGAAAAUUAGCAUCAUGUU
This is a messenger RNA of Arabidopsis arenosa, 1754 nucleotides long. The record is from the annotation of a GenBank genome assembly. NCBI's taxonomy places the organism in Eukaryota, Viridiplantae, Streptophyta, Magnoliopsida, Brassicales, Brassicaceae.